CGUUCGGUAUUCGGAUCGCAUUGCAUUGCAUGCGUUCUUGCUUUAGAGGUUGUGUUUUUUUAUUUUUUAUUUUUUUAAUUCUGAUUAACAGUCAAUGGAUUCAUCAUCGAUUGAGUUUCGGUGGUGUGUGUAGUUAAUGGACUUGAAUUUCAAUGUGAGCGGUGUAGGAUACUCUAAAUUGUGAAUAAGUGAUGCGGUUGAAAAUGGAGGCAUAGUCACAACAUGCAUACAUUUUUAUGACCAAAGGCUUAGCAAUAGUAGCAUGUUGCUGGUGUUGUAAAAUUUUUUUAUGUAUUUUUAAUGUGAAAUACUAAUGCAACGUGUAGAGCCUAAUAUAUAAAUUUAUAGUCCCAUGUUUGAUAUAAUUCUUACUAGUGAUGGUUCUGGUUGUAAUUGGAGAUGGAUUCUUCUUACAAAGAUAGGCCAACUUGAGGUAAUUAGUUUAACAGAUCCAUGUUGUAACGAAGGAUGAUGAUGAUGUUAUGUUGGCUUUCAUAAGUUAGAUAAUGGUAAUGAAUCAUGAUAGAGUUAAAAGUACUCGGAAACAAGAGUGAUUAGAACGAUGAUUUGUUUGAGGUAUAUGUCUCCUAUAUUACAGUUUUUAGCAGAGAAGAACAACGGGACUCAACCUUCAAUAUGGUGCCCACUUGAGAUAAGAACACAACAUAAAAGUGGUUGCCUGGAGUGCCAGUACCUAUGGAUCUAGCUUUCUGUAAAACAUAUGUCUAUAAUAGUUGCUGAUCCGUUUGGAAGCUUACACUCAUUCUGAUUUCUAUUUUAUACAUACUGGGCCUAGGUGGUGAUGCAAUCUGUUGUGAUGCAUAGGUGCCUCUGGUGCUGUCUUCUGUUUGGGUAUCUUCAUAUAUGUUGCCUUUCUUUUGAUCCAGGACAGAGUUUGAAUAGGAGUACUGGUUUAGAGGAGGAUUGGUUGGGUUAUUCUGGGUCACUUCUAAGAUAUAAAUCUCAACUCAGUGGUUCUGCAUUUGCUGAAACAUCAACUUCUUCAUUCUCAUUGAUUGAAUCAGUUUCUUGUGAGGACCUAGAAGGUGUAGGAUCUUUUGAUACCACAUGCUUGCUAAGCUCAACUCAUACUUUGAAUCAUGAUAUUAACAUAUUUGGUGUUGGAAAUUUGGAGAUACUUUCUCAUGUUUCACUUUUAUGUCCCGUAGAAGGGUGUACAAUAACAGUCAAUGUGUCAGGCAGCAUUAAACUUGGUCAAAAUGCUUCUAUUAUUGCUGGUUCUGUUGUUUUAUCUGCAGCCAAUUUAACAAUGGAACGCAAUUCUUGUAUAAACUCAUCAUCUUUGGGUGGGUCACCACCUGCUCAAACCAGUGGCACACCUGUUGGCUAUGAUGGAGGUGGUGGGGGACAUGGUGGGCGUGGUGCAUCUUGUUUAAAAAAUAAUAACACAAACUGGGGCGGUGAUGUUUAUGGUUGGUCUACAAUAUCUGAUCCAUGGAGUUAUGGGAGUAAGGGUGGUGGAAAAUCUACUCAAAAACCAUAUGGAGGGAAUGGUGGGGGGCGUGUUAAGCUUCUAGUGAAGGACACUUUAUAUCUAAAUGGGUCUGUCACUGUAGAAGGUGGUGAUGGAGGGUCUGAUGGGGGAGGUGGCUCUGGUGGAAGCAUAGUAUUGCAUGCUGUAAAGCUGAAGGGAUAUGGUAUCAUCAGUGCUGCUGGUGGGACAGGAUGGGGUGGAGGCGGUGGAGGAAGAGUAUCACUUGAUUGUUACAGCAUACAAGAAGAUUUAAUAAUUACUGUUCAUGGAGGUUUGAGUAUUGGCUGUCCUGGGAAUUCUGGAGCUGCGGGCACAUAUUUCAAUGCGAAUUUACGAAGUUUGAGAGUUGGCAAUGAUAAUAUCACAACAGAGACUGAAACCCCAUUGCUUGACUUCUCAACCACUCCUUCUUUAUGGUCAAAUGUUUAUGUGGAAAAUAAAGGAAAAGUUUUGGUUCCACUUGUUUGGUCCAGAGCUCAGGUUAGCGGCCAAAUAAGUGUUUAUUAUGGAGCAAGCUUAACCUUUGGGUUAUCUGAUUAUCCAAUUUCUGAAUUUGAGCUUGUUGCAGAAGAGCUUUUAUUAAGUGAUUCUAUCAUAAAGGUUUUUGGAGCAUUUAGAGUUGCUGUUAAGAUGUUACUCAUGUGGAAUUCCUCAAUCCAAAUUGAUGGUGGUGAAAGUACUGUUGUGACUGCUUCGGUAUUUGAAGUCAGAAACCUGGCUGUUUUAAGGCAAAACUCUGUCAUUAGUUCGAAUACAAAUUUGGGUUUAUAUGGUCAAGGACUGCUGCAGUUGACUGGGGACGGCGAUACAAUUAAAGGCCAGCGGAUAUCCUUGUCUCUCUUCUAUAAUGUAACUGUUGGCCCAGGUUCUUUACUUCAAGCCCCUUUGGAUGAUGAUGCUAGUAGAGGCACGGUGACAAAGCAUCUUUGCGACACACAGAGAUGCCCAAUAGAUUUGAUAACUCCACCUGAUGAUUGUCAUGUCAAUUAUACACUAUCCUUCUCUCUUCAAAUUUGUCGUGUUGAGGAUCUUCUUGUAAAUGGCAUUAUGAAAGGAAGCAUAGUUCACAUUCACAGGGCAAGAACUGUGAUUGUUGGCACUGAUGGUGUGAUUACUGCAUCAGAAUUAGGUUGCACUGAAGGUAUUGGAAAGGGAAACUUUUUGAAUGGAGCUGGUGGUGGUGCUGGACAUGGUGGAAGAGGAGGGUCUGGAUAUUUCAAUGGGAGAGUGAGCAUUGGUGGUGAUGAGUAUGGAAAUGCUAUUUUUCCGUGUGAAUUGGGUAGUGGAACUCAGGGCCCUAAUGGGUCAUAUGGACAUGUUGGAGGUGGAAUGAUUGUGAUUGGAUCUAUUCAGUGGCCACUUUUGAGGCUUGACCUAUAUGGGUCCUUGAGAGCUGAUGGCCAAAGCUUUAACAAGGCAAUAACAAGCAGUGAUGGUUCUUUGGUUGGUGGUCUUGGUGGAGGUUCUGGUGGAACAGUACUUCUUUUCCUUCAGGAACUCAAACUUUUGGAGAAUUCAUCCUUAUCUGUUGUUGGGGGUAAUGGUGGCUCCCUUGGUGGCGGCGGUGGAGGUGGAGGGAGAAUUCAUUUCCAUUGGUCAAGAAUUGGUACAGCGGAAGAGUAUGUUCCUGUUGCAAGUGUUAGUGGCACCAUGAACAACAGUGGAGGUGCUGGGAAUGAAGGUGGCCAUUAUGGACAGGAGGGUACAGUAACUGGGAAAGCAUGUCCUAAAGGCCUUUAUGGCAUUUUUUGUGAGAUGGUUCUGAUGAAUUUCUUUGCACUCCCUGUCCUCUUGAUCUUCUCCCAAAUCGUGCAAAUUACAUAUAUGUACGAGGGGGAGUCACUCAGAAAGAUUGUCCCUAUAGAUGUAUAUCAGACAAGUACAGAAUGCCGAAUUGCUACACACCUCUAGAGGAACUUAUUUAUACUUUUGGGGGUCCCUGGCCAUUUUCAAUAAUGUUAUCAUUGGUUUUGUUGCUGCUGGCUCUGCUACUAAGCACCUUAAGAAUCAAGUUGAUUGGUUCUGGUUCAUAUCCUAGUUCAAGUUCAAUAGACCAUAAUCAUCACCGUUUUCCGUAUCUUCUUUCUCUUUCUGAGGUGCGUGGUGCUAGAGCUGAAGAGACUCAAAGUCAUGUGCACAGAAUGUACUUCAUGGGUCCUAAUACUUUCAGAGAACCUUGGCAUCUUCCUUAUUCACCUCCCCAUGCUAUAAUUGAAAUUGUGUAUGAAGAUGCAUUUAAUAGAUUUAUUGAUGAGAUCAACUCUGUUGCUGCAUAUGAUUGGUGGGAGGGAUCAGUGCACAGCAUACUUUCAGUUAUUGCAUAUCCUUGUGCUUGGUCCUGGAAACAUUGGCGGCGAAGAGUAAAAAUUAGUCGCCUUCAGGAAUAUGUGAAAUCUGAAUAUGAUCAUGCAUGCCUACGCUCCUGUCGAUCACGAGCUUUGUACAAAGGGAUGAAGGUUGGGGGAACACCAGAUUUAAUGGUUGCAUACAUUGAUUUUUUCCUUGGUGGUGAUGAGAAGCGAUUAGAUAUUGUAUCAAUUAUACAAAAGAGAUUUCCCAUGUGCAUAAUUUUUGGUGGGGAUGGAAGCUACAUGGCACCUUAUAAUCUUCACAACGAUACACUAUUGACCAACCUCCUUGGCCAGCAUGUCCCGGCAACUGUUUGGAAUCGCUUGGUAGCUGGCCUGAAUGCUCAGUUACGGACAGUGAGGCAAGGGUCAAUUCGUACCGCACUAGGUCCUGUUAUUGAUUGGAUAAAUAGCCAUGCAAACCCCCAACUUGAGUUCCAUGGAGUUAAAAUUGAGCUAGGAUGGUUCCAAGCAACUGCUUCUGGUUACUAUCAGCUGGGUAUUGUUGUCGCAAUAGGUGAUUAUUCCCUACAUGAUUUGCACCAGUCUGAUACCUGGGUUGGUUCUGAUGAAGCUAUAAGGAAAAAUGUGGCUCAUGGAAAGAAUCUGAUGCAACUGCAGCAUAGUUGGCCCUACAUCAGCAAUUCAUUAUCUCUUAAAAGGAUAACUGGAGGAAUUAAUGGGGGCCUAAUAAAUGAUGCUACCUUGAGAUCAUUAGACUUCAAAAGGGACUUCCUAUUUCCACUUUCUUUGCUGUUGUGCAACACUAGACCUGUUGGUCGUCAGGACACUGUGCAGCUGCUGAUCUCUUUGAUGCUUUUAGCAGAUCUUUCUGUCACUCUCCUCAUGUUGCUUCAGUUCUACUGGAUUUCUCUUGCAGCUUUUCUUUCUGUUUUGCUAAUCCUUCCAUUGUCUCUACUUUCUCCAUUCCCUGCUGGUUUGAAUGCUUUAUUCAGCAAGGAACCUAGAAGAGCUUCACUUUCUAGAGUAUAUGCACUAUGGAAUGCCACUUCUCUGUCCAAUAUUGGAGUUGCUUUUGUUUGUUGCCUUGUUCAUUAUGCAUUCUCUCACUUCCAGCACCCUGAUGAGGCAAAUACACGGAAUACUAAGAGGGAAGAUGAUAAAUGCUGGCUUUUGCCGGUCAUCCUUUUUCUGUUCAAGUCAAUACAAGCUCGCUUUGUCAAUUGGCACAUAGCAAAUACAGAAAUCCAAGAUUUUUCUCUCUUUUGUCCGGAUCCAGAUGCUUUCUGGGCUCAUGAACCUGGUUUAUGAUAGCAAAUAGGAGGAAAGAAGCAUUAGAAUGUGAACAUGGAUGUUAAGCUUUUUGACAAACCCAUUGGUUCAGAAGGAGGCUUUGUUUCGUUGUGGUUCUGAGCCGUGCUGUGUAAAUACAUUCAGAGAUAUGUACAGGAGAAUCAAUCAAGUACAGUUCUGUAGCUUUGCUUCAUUGUAAAAAACCACAGAGUACAACAAAGGCACGUAGGAUUCCUCACAUUGGCUGCUUUUUCCGAGGUUAAUACUGAAGAUCUCAGUUUUUUCAUUGUAAAUUUCGGUUGUUUUCAUUUUUUAUUUCUUUUCUUCCUGCAAAUUUUGCCAUUAAAUGCCAUAGAAGCAUAUAAAGUGGUUCUCUUUCUCAUACCCCAGGGGAGAAACUCUAACCUUUCUUUUGUCUACCAUUUUUGUCGUUCUUUACCUUUUUUUUUUUAAAACCAGUUUUUCUUCCCAUUUCCUGGUGUUUUAUACGGAAUAGUAUAGUAUGAAAGAUCACAGUGAUUGGAUA
Molecule: messenger RNA, 5623 nt
Organism: Arachis ipaensis
Lineage: Eukaryota; Viridiplantae; Streptophyta; Magnoliopsida; Fabales; Fabaceae
Source: RefSeq, a predicted model, not a curated record